This is a messenger RNA of Desarmillaria tabescens, 758 nucleotides long. RefSeq lists its product as uncharacterized. The transcript has a single exon. NCBI's taxonomy places the organism in Eukaryota, Fungi, Basidiomycota, Agaricomycetes, Agaricales, Physalacriaceae. The record is from RefSeq and is a predicted model, not a curated record. Bases 60 to 659 code for a protein of 199 amino acids.
CUUCUCGCCAAUCAGUCAUUUUUUUUUUGCAGCGUUAUCCUCGAUCUUGACGUUAUACUAUGUCUUCUGAGCCAAAGUAUACGAGGCCUUACAUCGUGCUCUACGACACCGAAGGCGGCAACGGAACGUAUCAUUGGGCACUAAUUGUCCAUAACCCUUGGCUUCGGCUUUCUAGCAACAUUUCCGCGUACGAAAUCAGGAGGGAAGGAAAUUACUCGUGGGAUCUGAAUGUAAAUAACCGCGUGAGACUACUUGAAAGUAGCACAUUGCUAUGCCUUGUCGAAUUGCCGUACAUCUCUCCGUCUGUGGCUCGUAGAUUCUUUGCAAGGCAGAGUCCAUCACAGGGAGUUACUCCGCUCCUUCUUGGGCAGACUGAUUGGAACGGCGCCCAAUGGGUAAUUCGCUGUCUUGACCAGGCGGUUCAACACCAAUACUUAUACUCCUCGCUACCCGCUUGCCAGUCUGCUCAUAUUUUAUACCGGUGCAUCUUAUAUUCAAAGGGGAAGAGAUUUGAAGAUGCUACAUAUGGCCGACUCUUCUUCGACCGCAUGCGCUCUUAUGAGAUUCUGAGUACGGUGAUUGAUGGGUCUAUGUUCUUGAUGUCAGAUUUUGAAAAAUUUACCUGUCCUGCAUUCAGUCACACUACCCACCGGUCAUGACUACUUAACUAUCAGCCUUGCUUGCAUCUAUGGAGCGUAAGCUCCUUGCUUCUGUUCGUAUGGAAGUGAUCUAUUCUGCUACCGACGGACAUGAUCGCC